GUACGACGACAGCUCACCUUCUUCACAUCUUGCCUAAUGCGGGUUGCGCCCGCGUCUUGCAUGCUUUGAAGUAGCUUCAAACCGGGGAUGCUGCUCGAACAUGGAGAUCGUAUGGCAGUCGGGCGAAAAGGUUCCGAAGAAACGGACGACUGCAGCAUGCCUAACUUGUCGUGCACGCAAGAAACGGUGCUACCACCUUGAGGAUCGCGGGAUCAGGAGGAAGGAACAAACUCACAGAGCCGAAAAACGAGUUCAAAGGCCUUAUCAAGGAACCGAUACCAGCGAAUCUACCCCAAGCCCCGGUCGCGUGAGCGAGUAUAACCCUGAAUCCGUUCUGACAGCUCUGUCAGAGGAUGCCGAACCAGGGAUAAACACUUUAGCACAGACACCUCAUCUGGUAGCAUCGCGGCCUACUCCACAAGCUAUAGUGCCUAGUCCAUCUGUCGCAUGCGAACCACGGCGCAGACUGGCAUGGUACAAGCAACACAAAAUUCGCGCCGCGCCGCCACACUUAUCUGAAUCAUAUCGAAAGUAUCUCCAAGAAGAAGGAGCAUUCACCGCACUGCCCAAAACAACUACAGAUGCUCUCUUGUCUCUGUAUAAUUCGACAUUAGACGAUCUCGUGCCUAUUGCGGAUGGCCCUGCUGUAUUCCGCCAUCACAGCAACGGAAACGCAUCUAUAUAUUUGGUGAGGGCAAUAUGUCUCGUGGUAUGCAAAACAGAGCACGCUGUUCCUUUCUUGCGCCUGACUGAGUCCGGUCCCCUGCUCGAACCUUUGGGUUUUGCGUCAAAACUACUGGCCGGACUAGAUGCUGCUAUCAAAGCAGAUCUUGAGCCCGACCGCAUUAUCAAGAUUCAGAUUCUGGCACUGAUGCACUUACACAACGAUGGACUAGCCGGCGUUGACCGCGCCUCAAAUUAUCUUUCCCAGGCCAUCUGCGAAGCGUGGUCCAUGUGUAUACAUCUAAAAAUACCUGGCAAUCCUGAUGAUACCGAGUGCAAGUAUCUGUGGUGGUCACUUCGAAACUUUGAUCGUUUGGGUAAACCAAUCAUGGCAGCCGCGCCAUUCUUUAUUGAUGAUGCAGAUAUUGGCGUGGAACGGAUAUUGCCCAGCAAGGAUAGCUAUCGCUCUCAAAUCAUGACUGUGGCCCUAAGGCUCGGAGACCUAAUGACUAUCGCAACAAAAGCAUACAAAGCCAGCUCCACGACGAUGGUUGAUGGUUGCUGGGAAUUUCCGACACUCCCAGAAGUUAUGGGGGGAAGUAGUUUCGAUGAGUUCCACAUGUCACAUCAAGCAUACUUGGAGACAUGGUAUCAUGUUGCCGCCAUGUUAUCUUGUCGCUACAAUGGACCAGGCACUGUACAAUACACCCGCCGUCUCAAGUCAGCGGAUCGAGUACUUGCAAUCGUCUCUCGCGAAGGGUGUGAAGGCCUCCCUCCGCUUCCACUAGUACCUUACGCGAUGUCCAUGUCUACUACGGUCAUCUACCGUGCAUUACAUGAUGGCGCAAGAGAUAUGAUUGCAGCACGAGAAGACCUCCAAAGAUGUUGCAAUGCGCUAGAUUGUCUCAGCCAACGAUGGACCAGCGUGAGGGGUGUAGCUAAGCUUGCAAAGCGACUUCACAGACUGAUAAGUGAUGGGACAUUGAGGGGCUUACAAGUUGCACAUCGACCAACGUCUGGUACCACCACAGUCUCCAAGUUACCCACAUCCGCCAACAUGAGUGCCAUUACAGACCAAGUAGGAGAUUUGUAUAGCGAUGAAGCUUUACAAAGGCAGCUCAGUGAGAUAUGGCCAAGCUUCGACGCAUCCUACUCUCAGAUGGACUGGGCUUUCCACGACUAUGGCUUUGAUAUGGAGUUCCCUAGUCCCUUCGAUGAUUUUCCAGUUUGAGGUUUUGGAAAGAGGGUGAAAGUCAUUACAGGCUACGACUCAAGAAUGCAUAAACAGGUAGACAGGAGAGUAGGGGUAGAACAUUCAGCCAUACUCUUUCUACAAACUACUUGAUUGGGAAGGAGCUUCAUAGAAGGAGAGAUGGAACUGUGCACAAUAUCUUUGUGAUCUGUAAACGCCACGAAGUUCACCACAGCCGGAUAGAUAAGCUGAUUAGCAGGAGAUGCAGGCAUAUCGUCUUUCGUUCUACUAGACCAUAGACAGACCAACGGGUUCAUUUCUACCCUCACGUCAUGUUCUCCAGUGUCGUCCACGAAGCGCUCAGAACUACCCUCACUUUUCACUUCUCUUGUUCCUACCCCAGUUGGUAAUGAC
This is a messenger RNA of Alternaria alternata, 2269 nucleotides long. RefSeq lists its product as hypothetical. Bases 101 to 1894 code for a protein of 597 amino acids. Gene Ontology annotation, biological process: regulation of DNA-templated transcription. The record is from RefSeq and is a predicted model, not a curated record. NCBI's taxonomy places the organism in Eukaryota, Fungi, Ascomycota, Dothideomycetes, Pleosporales, Pleosporaceae. Gene Ontology annotation, molecular function: zinc ion binding; DNA-binding transcription factor activity, RNA polymerase II-specific. The transcript has 2 exons.